Molecule: messenger RNA, 15167 nt
Organism: Oncorhynchus gorbuscha (pink salmon)
Lineage: Eukaryota; Metazoa; Chordata; Actinopteri; Salmoniformes; Salmonidae
Gene: lrp2a
Product: low density lipoprotein receptor-related protein 2a
Molecular function (GO): calcium ion binding; protein binding
Source: RefSeq, a predicted model, not a curated record
UCAGUCCCUAGAGCACCUCCAUCUGCCCGGCUUCAUGAGGAGCUGGACGGACCAGCCGGGACCCAGCAUCAGAAUGUGGAGAGCAGUACUUCCAAAACUUGUUGUUAUAUUGAUUUUCUGUACUUUCCGCUGUCAUUCACAAGGUUGUGAGACGGGGCAGUUCCGGUGUGGGACAGGCCGAUGCAUCCCACAGCACUGGCAUUGUGAUGGAACGUUAGACUGUGUAGACGAUUCUGAUGAAGCUGACUGCCCCCUUGUAACAUGCGAUGAGAGUCAUUUCCAGUGCUUGAGUGACGGGGAGUGUGUCCCAGAUGUCUGGGUUUGUGACGACGAAGAGGACUGUGAGGACGGCUCAGAUGAGAGACACCACUGUCCUGGUAGGAUGUGCUCCAGUGGGCAGUUCAGCUGCACCAAUGGGGCCUGCAUCCCAGGGGAGUACAGGUGUGACCGGCUGCCCGACUGCUCCGACGGGGCUGACGAGAGAGACUGCCACUACCCUGAGUGUACAGAGAUGAGGUGUGCCAACAGUGCCUGUUAUAACCGGACCCAGCACUGUGAUCAGGUCAUGGACUGCCGUGACGGGUCAGACGAGGCGAACUGCACACAGCACUGCAGCAGUGGCCUGUUCCAAUGCGGAAACGGAGAGUGUGUCCCUCAACGCUAUGUCUGUGACCAUGACGACGACUGUGGAGACAGGAGUGAUGAACAGAGCUGCACCUAUCCGGCUUGCAGAGGGAGCUACUUCACGUGCCCCAGCGGUCGCUGUGUUCACCAGGUCUGGCUUUGUGAUGGGGAAGACGACUGUGAAGACAAUGCAGAUGAGAAAGGCUGUGACUCUGUAUCACGCGAGUGCUAUCCUGGAGAAUGGCCCUGUCCAUCCUCAGGCCUGUGUAUCCCAAUGGACCAACUGUGUGAUGGGACAGCCCAAUGUCCAGAUGGAGAGGAUGAGGCCAACACCACUGCUGGACGCAAUUGCAGUAUCUGGAGGUGUGCUUCUCUGAGCUGUGAGCAUCGCUGUCAUGCGUCUCCUGAGGGAGGAACCUGCUCAUGUCCUUCUGGGUAUACUGUCAACAACAAUAACAGCCGCUCUUGUAUUGACUUUGACGACUGUCAGAUGUGGGGCGUCUGCGACCAGCUCUGUGAAGACCGGAUGGGAACCCACCGCUGCAGCUGUCGAGAGGGUUAUUUCCUGGAGCAGCACCGAUACUGCAGAGCUAACACCUCAACUAGUGUAGCCUCGCUGGUGUUCUCCAAUGGCCAAGACCUGCUGAUUGGUGACAUCCAUGGACACAGCUCUCGCACCCUGGUCCAUUCCCAGAACAGAGGAGUCCCUGUCGGGGUGGACUUCCACUACCUCCUCAAUAGAGUCUUCUGGACGGAUACUAUUCAGAACAAGGUGUUUUCGGUGGAUAUGGACGGUUCCAAUAUGCAGGUGAUUUUAAAUGUAUCAGUUGACUACCCAGAGAACCUAGCCGUGGACUGGGUGAACAAUAAGCUGUAUGUGGUGGAGGCCAGCGUCAACCGGAUUGACAUGGUGGACUUUGACGGGAAUAACCGGGUGACGCUGAUCGCAGAGAAUCUGGGAAACCCCAGAGGGCUGGCCGUGGACCCAACUGUGGGGUUCCUGUUCUUCUCAGACUGGGACUCUCUGAAUGGAGAGCCAGGUUUGGAGCGGGCUUACAUGGAUGGCACCAAUCGCUAUGGGAUCAUCAGGACUAAAUUGGGCUGGCCAGCAGGGAUCACACUGGAUAUUGACGCUAAGCGAGUCUACUGGGUCGACAGCCGCUACGACUAUAUUGAAACCACCACAUAUGAUGGGCUUCAUAGGAAAACAGUGGUCCAUGGAGGUGCUGUGAUCCCCCAUCCCUUUGGCAUCAGUCUGUUUGAGCACACUGUGUAUUUCACUGACUGGACCAAGAUGGCCGUGAUGAAAGCCAACAAGUUCAGUGACACAAACCCUCAGGUGGUCUACACCACAUCUCAGACCCCACACGGAGUGCAAGUGGUACACCAACUGAGACAACCGUCUGUGGCUAACCCUUGCGGGGUAGACGGGGACGGCUGUGAGCAGAUCUGUAUUCUAAGCCACAGGUCAGACAACCAAGGGCUGGGCUACCGCUGCAGGUGUCGCAUGGGCUACGAUCUGCAUGCUGACGGCAAGAGAUGUGUUGCGGUGAGGCAGUUCCUUCUCUUCUCCAGCCAGCUGGCUAUCCGAGGCAUCCCCUUCAACCUGUCCUCUCAGGAGGAUGUCAUCCUUCCUGUCACUGGAACGCCCUCCUACUUCGUUGGGGUGGACUUCAGCGCAGAGGACGAUGCCAUCUUCUUCUCAGACACGGCCAAAGACAUCAUCUACAAGCAGAAAGUAGAUGGCACCGGCAGGGAGGUGCUAGCUGCCAAUAGAGUGGACGGCGUGGAGGACUUGGCUUACGACUGGAUUUCAAAGAACCUAUACUGGACGGACCCGCGCUUCAGGAGCAUUUCAGUCAUGAAGGUGGCCGAUCAGUCCAGGAGAGCCAUCAUACGCAACCUGAACAACCCACGGUCCAUCGUGGUACACCCUGUGAUUGGGUAUAUUUUCUGGACCGACUGGUACCGUCCAGCGAAGAUUAUGAGGGCCUGGUGUGAUGGGUCACAUGCCCUGUCGAUUGUGAACACUACUCUUGGCUGGCCCAACGGCCUGGCUAUCGACUGGAGCUCCAUGCGCCUGUACUGGGUGGAUGCCUUCUUUGAUAAGAUCGAACACAGCACCUUUGAUGGACAGAACAGGCUGUCUUUGGAGCGCAUCACUCAGAUCUCACAUCCUUUUGGUCUCACCAUUUUUGGAGGUUAUGCAUAUUUCACUGACUGGCGCCUGGGUGGGAUCGUGCGUGUGCGCAAGACUGACGGGGGAGAGAUGGUCAUCAUCAGGCGGGGAAUCAGCCACAUCAUGCACGUCAAAUCUUUCAACUACAACUCCCAGACCGGUUCCAACUCCUGCAAUAGGAAUACUAAUCCUAAUGGAGACUGCAGCCAUUUCUGCUUCCCGGCGCCGGACUCGCAGAGGGUGUGUGGCUGUCCGUAUGGCAUGAAGCUGGCGCCCAGCCAGCAGACGUGUGUAGAGGACCCUUCCAACGAGCCCCCUACGCUGCAGUGCGGUUCCAACUCCUUCUCCUGCACCAACGGGAAAUGUGUCCCUCAGAACUACAGAUGCGACGGCGUUGACGAUUGCCAUGACAACAGUGAUGAGGCCAACUGUGGCGGAGCUCAUAACACCACCUGCUCACCCAGGGCAUUCACCUGUGCCAACCAGCACUGUGUGCCCAGUGGAUGGCACUGUGACGGGCACAACGACUGCUUUGACAGCAGUGACGAGCGGGACUGCCCCACCCAGACCCCUGGCACCUGCGCGGCCAACCAGUUCACCUGUGCCAACAACCGCUGUAUCCCACACAUCUGGCUGUGUGACACGGACAACGACUGUGGAGACGGCUCGGACGAGGCCAACUGCAACCUCAGUGGUACAUGCCACCCGGAACAGUUCCAGUGCCCAGACCACCGCUGUAUAGGCCCCAGCUAUGUGUGUGACGGUGACAGAGACUGUAUGGAUGGGGCUGACGAACAGGGCUGCAUUUACAACUGCACUCUCUAUGAGUUCAAGUGUUCUAAUGGACAUCAGUGUAUCAACUCCUACUACCGCUGUGAUGGGGUCUUUGACUGUAGCGAUCACUCAGAUGAGUCUGGCUGUCCCACCAGACCCCCAGGGAUGUGUCACCAUGAGAGUGAGUUCCAGUGCCAGUCCGACGGCAGCUGUAUCCCCUCCACCUGGGAGUGUGACGGUCACCCGGACUGCGAGGACGGCUCAGACGAGCACCACGUCUGUCCCCCCCGCACCUGCCCCACCACCCUGUUCCGCUGUGACAACGGCAACUGUGUGUACCAACGGUGGCUCUGCGACGGCGACAACGACUGUAGGGACAUGAGUGACGAGAGAGACUGCCCAACGCCACCUUUCCGCUGCCCCAGCUGGCAGUGGCAGUGCCCGGGCCACAGCGUGUGUGUCAACAUCAGCAGGGUGUGUGACAACAAUCCCGACUGCCCCAAUGGUGCAGACGAGUCUCCGCUCUGCAACGAGCCCUUGCCAGACCAAGAGAGCUGCACUGACAACAACGCAGGUUGCACCCACGGCUGCAUCCAGGGGCCGUUUGGGGCCCAGUGCACGUGUCCCAUGGGCUACCAGCUGAGUAACGACUCGAAGACGUGCGAUGACGUAGACGAGUGUAGCCCCCCUGGCCUGUGUAGCCAGCAUUGCUUCAACGAGAGAGGCUCCUUUCGCUGUCACUGCUCCGACGGAUACACUCUGGAGGCUGACCAACGCGCAUGCAAGGUCUCAGGUUCACGCGAGGCUUUUCUUUUAGUUGCCAGCCGAAAUCAGAUUGUGUCUGAUGACAUAACCACUCAACCCAAUGUGGUCCGCUCGCUGGUCCGGGAUGGACGAAACAUUGUGGCGCUGGACUUUGACUCAGUGACUGACCGUGUGUACUGGUCUGACACCAGCCAGGACAGAAUAUGGAGCGCUCACAAAAAUGGCAGCGACAGGGCUGUGGUUUUUGACAGUGGAGUCACAGUAACAGAGAGCCUGGCAGUGGACUGGGUGGGCAGGAACCUAUACUGGACUGACUAUGUUCUGGAGACCAUUGAGGUGUCCAAACUGGACGGCACUCACAGGACUGUCUUGGUCAGUGAGAAUGUGACCAAUCCCAGAGCCAUUGUGCUGGACCCAAGGGACAGUGCUCACCUCAUGUUCUGGACAGACUGGGGGAGGAACCCUCGCAUUGAGAAGGCCAGUAUGGACGGGAAGAUGAGGACAAGCAUCAUAAGCAGCAAACUGUACUGGCCCAACGGCCUAACCAUUGACUAUCCCAACAAUCUGCUCUACUUCGCGGAUGCCUACCUGGAUUUUAUUGACUACUGUGAUUACAAUGGCAAAAACAGGAAACAAGUUCUGGCCAGUGAUCUGGUACUGCAACAUCCCCACGCAAUUACCAUUUUUGAGGAUUUUGUGUAUUGGACCGACAGAUACAUCAACCGCGUUAUCCGAGCCCAUAAGUGGCACGGGGGGAACCAGACAGUGAUGCUCUACAACCUUCCUCAGCCCAUGGGCCUGGUGGCGGUACACCCGGCCAGGCAGCCCGCAGGUGAAAACCACUGCUUUAGCAGCCCCUGUUCUCAUAUCUGUCUGCUGUCGGCCGUGGGGCCCGGCUUCUACUCCUGUGCCUGCACCUCAGGCUGGACCCUGGCUGCAGACCAAAUCACCUGUGCCAGAGUUGAGGAUCCUUUCUUGGUGGUGGUAAGAGAUAGCGUCAUAUACGGCAUUCCCUUGAACCCGGACGUCAAGAGCAACGAUGCCAUGGUGCCUGUUGCUGGACUUCAGAAUGGAUAUGAUGUGGACUUUGACAACACUGAGCAGACCAUCUAUUGGGUGGAGCACCCGGGUGAGAUCCACAGGGUGAAGUCGGACGGUACCAACAGGACAGAGCUUGCCCCGGCAGCCAUCCUGGGUUCCCCUGUGGGCCUGGCCCUGGACUGGAUGACAGAGAACCUGUACUACACCAACCCAGCCAGCCAGUCGAUUGAGGUUUUGAGGCUGAGAGGGGAGAUGCAGUACAGAAAGACUCUCAUCACCAAUAAUGGCUCCCCGACUGGCGCAGGCACUCCGGUUGGCAUCGCUGUGGACCCAGCACGCGGGAAACUGUACUGGACAGACCAGGGCACAGAGAGCGGCAUCCCUGCCAAGGUGGCGGCCGCAGACAUGGACGGCUCCAAUCCUGUCACCCUGUUCACCAACAACCUGGAUCAGGUGGAGUUCAUCACUGUGGACAUCAGUGAGAACAAGCUGUACUGGGCUGUCACAGGCGCCGGAAUGAUUGAGCGUGGCGACCCAGACGGGACCAAUCGCAUCACUAUAGUGACAGGCUUGUCCCAUCCCUGGGGUGUUGCUGUUCAUGAGAGCUUCCUGUACUUCACCGACCGGGACUUUGAGGUGAUAGAGCGCGUGGACAAGGCCACCGGUGCGAACAAGGUGGUGCUGCGGGACAACGUGUCUGGACUGAGAGUACUGAAGGUGCACUACAGGGAGACCUCGGCUGGUACAUCCAACGGCUGCAGCAACAACAUGGGGCUGUGUGAGCACCUGUGUCUACCGCGGCCCGGAGGCCUGUAUACCUGUGCCUGUGCUACGGGCUUCAAGCUGAGCGCUGACAACAGAACCUGUGCUUCAUACCAGUCCUACGUGGUCAUCUCCAUGCUAUCUGCCCUCAAAGGCUUCAGUCUGGAGGGGGCUGACCACUCUGAGGCCAUGGUGCCAGUGGCUGGGAGAGGCCGCAAUGCUUUGCAUGUGGACGUCCACAUGCCCUCUGGGUUCCUCUACUGGUGUGACUUCAGCAGCACCGUGACAUCUCAGAAUGGAAUCCGCCGGAUCAAGUCUGACGGAGCAGGUUUCGACAGUGUGGUCACGUCUGGAAUCGGACGCAAUGGGAUACGAGGUAUCGCCGUGGACUGGGCUGCAGGAAACCUCUAUUUCACGAAUGCUUUCCUGACGGAGACCUAUGUGGAGGUUCUGCGCUUGAACACCACUUUCCGACGUGUGCUGUUGAAGACUCAAGUGGACAUGCCACGCCACAUCGUGGUGGACCCUAAAAACAGAUACCUGUUCUGGGCAGAUUAUGGACAGAACCCCAAGAUUGAGCGAGCUCUGCUGGACGGGACCAACCGCACUGUGCUGGUGUCGUCUGGGAUUAUAACCCCGCGAGGUCUGGCUCUGGACUACCAGACUGGAUAUGUCUACUGGGUGGAUGACUCUCUGGAUAUGAUAGCCCGGGUCAACCCUCAGGGGGGCGAGACAGAGGUAGUCCGGUUUGGGAGUCGUUACCCGACUCCAUAUGGCAUCACUGUGUUUGAGACUAGCAUCAUCUGGGUGGACAGGAACCUGAAGAAGGUGUUCCAGGCCAGUAAGGAGCCUGGCAGUACAGAGCAGCCUACAGUCAUCAGAGACAACAUCAACAUGCUGAGAGACGUGACCAUCUAUGACCAGCGUAUCCAGCCCAGCUCGGUCCAGCAGCUCAACAACAAUCCCUGCCUGGAGACCAAUGGAGGCUGUGCCCACUUCUGCUUCGCCCUCCCCGGGAACCAGACCAAGAAGUGUGGCUGUGCCUUUGGCAACCUGGGGACAGACAACGAGGGCUGUGUGGUGUCGCGGGAUGAUUACCUCAUCUUUACAACGGAGAGUACGGUGCAGAGCCUGCACUUGGACACGGACGACCACGGACUGCCCUUCCCUGUGGUCAACGUGCCCGGCACCUCUGUGGCCCUGGACUUUGACCGCACAGACAAUAGGAUCUACUUCACCCAGAGCUCAGGGGCUGGGAGCAGCAAGAUUAGCUUCAUCAGUCUUUCAUCUCCUCCCUCACCUCCAGUAGUGGUGGCUUCAGAUCUUGGAGCUCCUGAUGGUAUUGCCUAUGACUGGAUCAACAAAAGGAUUUACUACAGUGACUACAUCAACCAGACUAUCAGCUCCAUGGCAGUGGACGGGACACAGAGAUCCAUCAUCGCUCAUGUUCCUCGGCCUAGAGCCAUAAUGCUGGAUCCCUGCAGGGGAUAUAUGUACUGGACAGACUGGGGGACGAAUGCGAAGAUUGAACGUUCUACAUUGGGUGGGAACUUCAGGGCAGAGAUUGUAAACAGUAGUCUGGUGUGGCCCAAUGGGCUGACCCUGGACUAUGAAGAGCAGAGACUGUACUGGGCAGACGCCAGCCUACAGAAGAUUGAGCGCUGCUCUCUCACCGGGGCCAAUCGGGAGGUCAUCGUCAGCACAGCCAUUUACCCUUUCGCCAUGACCAUGUAUGGCCAGUACAUCUACUGGACUGACUGGAACACACGCAGUAUCUACCGGGCUAACAAGCACGAUGGGUCUGACCAGAGGUUGAUGACCCAGAACCUUCCAUCCAGGCCUAUGGACGUCCAUGUGCUGGCCAGCAACAAGCAGCAACAGUGCAACAGCCCUUGUCAACAGUUCAACGGAGGCUGCAGUCACAUCUGUACCCCAGGGCCCCAGGGUGCUGAGUGUCAGUGUCCCUCAGAGGGUCGCUGGUACCUGGCCGACAACAAGCACUGUAUCCCUGACAACGGGACCCGCUGCCAGGAAGGCCAGUUCACCUGUAUGAAUGGACGCUGUAUCCGUGCUCAGUGGAAGUGUGACAAUGACAAUGACUGUGGGGACGGAAGCGACGAACUGGAGAGAGUCUGUGCCUUCCACACCUGCGAGCCCACUGUGUUCACUUGUGGGAAUGGUCGCUGUGUCCCCUACCACUACCGCUGUGACCACUACAACGACUGUGGGGAUAACAGUGAUGAGGUAGGCUGCCUGUUCAGUCCGUGCGACCCCAACACUGAGUUCCCAUGCAACAACGGACGCUGCAUCGCCAAGGACUACAUCUGCAAUGGCAUCAACAACUGUUAUGACAACGGCACCUCGGACGAACAAAACUGCCCGGAGCGAACAUGUCAGCCAGAACACACUAAGUGUACAUCCACCAACAUCUGUAUCCCCCGCUCCUACCUGUGUGACGGGGACAAUGACUGUGGGGACAUGAGUGACGAGAGCCCUACACACUGUGCCACCUCCACGUGUGCCCAGAACGAGUUCCGCUGCUCCAGUGGCCGCUGUAUCCCAGCCCAUUGGUACUGUGAUGGGGGUACCGACUGUGCUGACGGCUCCGAUGAGCCCUCCUCCUGUACCACCCUGGUGAGAACCUGCAACACUGACCAGUUCCCCUGUGACGACGGCAGGUGCAUCGCUUCCUCCUGGAUCUGCGACGGGGACAAUGAUUGUGGAGACAUGAGUGACGAGGACCAGAGACACAACUGUGACAACCGCACAUGCUCAGCUUUGGAGUUUACCUGUGUGAACAACCAAGCGCCACAGCGGAAGUGCAUCCCUCGUGAUUGGGUGUGUGACGGCGAUGCGGACUGUGCGGACGCGUUGGACGAGCAUCAGAACUGCACGCGCAGAUCGUGUGGCGUCAACGAGUUCACCUGCAGCAACGGCCUCUGCAUACGCAGCUCCUACAGGUGUGACCGGAGGAAUGACUGUGGGGACAGCAGCGACGAGCAGGGCUGCACCUACCAGCCGUGUCAGCAGCACCAGUUCACCUGUCAAAACGGACGCUGUGUGUCCCGCGACUUCAUAUGUGACGGGGACAACGACUGCGGGGACGAGUCCGAUGAGCUUGACCACCUGUGCCGCAUGCCACCGCCUACGUGCCCCCCCGGGCAGUUCAGGUGUGACAACGGACACUGUGUCCCGAUCGUCAACGUAUGUGACCGUACCGACGACUGCUCAGACAACAGUGACGAGAAGGGCUGUGGAAUAAAUGAAUGCACCAACCCCUCUAUGCACCACUGUGACCACAACUGCACUGACACACCCACCAGCUUCAUCUGCACCUGUCGCCCCGGCUACCGCCUAAUGUCCGACAACAAGACCUGCGACGACGUCAACGAGUGUGCGGAGACGCCCAGCGUGUGUAGUCAGGUGUGUGAGAACACGGUGGGCUCCUACAUGUGUAAAUGUGCCCCCGGGUUCCUGCGGGAACCGGAUGGCCACAGCUGUCGUCAGAACAGCAACAUUACGCCCUACCUCAUCUUCAGUAACCGCUAUUAUCUUCGUAACCUGUCCACGGACGGAGAGGCCUACUCCCUCAUCCUGCAGGGCCUGACCAGCGUGGUGGCCAUGGACUUUGACCGCGUGGACAAGAUGUUCUAUUGGAUUGAUGUGAGUCGCAGGGUGAUUGAGCGGAUGUUCUAUAACGGCAGUAACAGGGAAGUGGUGGUGAACGGGGUGCUCCAUGGAGAGGGCCUGGCGGUCGACUGGGUGGCCAGGAAACUCUACUGGGCGGACAGUUUCCUGGACUGUCUCAAAGUGUCCGAACUGGACGGACGCUUUGUGAAGAAACUGGCUGAACACUGUGUGGACGCCAAUAACACCUACUGCUUUGAAAACCCCAGGGCGCUUGUUCUCCAUCCCAAAUAUGGAUAUGUCUACUGGACAGAUUGGGGGGACAAAGCCUUCAUAGGCCGUGUUGGAAUGGACGGCACCAACAAGACCGCAAUCAUCACCACUAAGAUCGAGUGGCCCAAUGGGGUCACUAUCGACUACAGCAAUGACAAGCUCUACUGGUCGGAUGCCCAUCUCAACUACAUUGAGUUCUCAGACCUGGAGGGACAUCACAGACAUACCGUGUAUGACGGGAUACUGCCCCAUCCGUUUGCCCUGACUGUGUUUGAGGAGACUGUGUACUGGACUGACUGGAACACCCGUACAGUGGAGAAAGGCAACAAAUACGAUGGAUCCGGCCGCCAGUCUCUGGUCAACACCACACACAGACCCUUCGACAUCCACGUGUGCCAUCCCUAUAGGCAGCCCAUAGUGACCAACCCCUGUGCAGUGAACAAUGGAGGCUGCUCCCACCUGUGUCUGCUCCGCGACGGGGGGCGGGGUCACACCUGUGAAUGCCCCGACCACUUCCUGACUUUACAGCUUGGGGGGGUGGCUCGCUGCCUGCCCAUGUGCACCAGCACCCAGUACAGAUGUGCGGAUAAUGAGCGCUGCAUCCCCAUCUGGUGGAAGUGUGACGGCCAGAGGGACUGCAGAGACGGCUCUGAUGAGCCCUCCACCUGCCCCAGUCGCCACUGCCAACUAGGCCAGUUCCAGUGCAACGAUGGAAACUGCACCAGCCCCCACUUCCUGUGCAACAGCAACCAGGACUGCCAUGAUGGCUCUGAUGAAGAUCCUGUGCUGUGUGCCAAUCAUCAGUGCGAGUCCCACCAGUGGCAGUGCACCAGUAAGAGGUGCAUCCCAGAGGCGUGGCAGUGUGACGGGGAGGACGACUGUGGCGACGGCUCUGAUGAGGAGCCCACUCACUGCUCCAGCAGGACCUGCCGGCCCGGACAGUCCAAGUGCCGUAACGGACGCUGCAUCCCCCAGAACUGGAUGUGUGACGUGGACGACGACUGUGGCGACAACUCCGACGAGCCUCUGGAAGAGUGCAUGGGGCCGUCUUAUCGCUGUGACAACCACACCCAGUUUGACUGCAGGACCAACUACCGCUGUGUGCCACUGUGGUCUGUGUGCAACGGUCACAACGACUGCAGGGACAACAGUGAUGAGCAGGGCUGCGAGGAGGUGACCUGUGACCCUCUGGGGGACUUCCGCUGUGACAACCACCAGUGUGUCCCUCUGCGCUGGAGGUGUGACGGGGACAACGACUGUGGGGACAGCUCGGAUGAGCGUGCCUGCAGCCCGCGUGUGUGCUCCGAGAGCGAGUUUCGCUGCGAUAAUCUGCACUGCAUUCCCGACCGCUGGGUCUGUGACCAUGACAACGACUGUGAGGACAACUCGGAUGAAAGGGACUGUGAGCUGCGGAUCUGUCACAUGGGCUACUUCCAGUGUGGCAGUGGCCACUGCAUCGCCGACCGCUUCAAAUGUGACGGCAACGCCGACUGCAUGGACUACACUGAUGAGAUAUCAUGUCCAACCCGUUAUCCCAAUGGCACUUUUUGCCCACCGUUCCUAUUUGAGUGUAGGAACCAUGUGUGUGUGCAGCCCUACUGGAAAUGUGAUGGAGACAACGACUGUGGAGACAAUUCAGAUGAGGAGCUCCAUCUCUGCUUGGACAUCCCGUGUGACGCGCCCUUCCGUUUCCGCUGUGACAACAACCGGUGCAUCUACAGCCAUGAGCUCUGCAACUCUGUGGACGACUGUGGGGACGGCACUGACGAGAAAGAGGAGCACUGCCAGACCCCCACACAUGGGCCAUGUUCAGCGGAUGAGUACAAAUGCAGUAAUGGCCAGUGCAUCCCACUGCAGUAUGCCUGUGACGACUAUGAUGACUGUGGAGACCAUUCUGACGAGCUGGGCUGCAAUGUUGGCAGUGGGCGCUCCUGCAGUGACAACAUCUGUGAGCAUAACUGCACAGAUCUGACAGACGGAGGCUUCCUCUGCUCCUGCAAGCCUGGAUACAAACCCAGACAGACAGAUAGGAACACAUGUGAAGACGUGAACGAGUGUGAGGUCUACGGGACAUGUCCACAGGAGUGUCAGAACUCCAAGGGCAGUUACGAGUGCUUCUGUGCCCAGGGCUUCCGCUCAGUCAGCGAGCAGCAUGGCAUGGAGUGUGCUGCUGAGGGAUACCCACCAGUGCUGCUUCUGCCCGACAAUGUGCGGAUUCGUUGCUUCAACCUGUCCUCAGAGCAGUAUUCAGACUACGUGGACAACAUGGAGCACAUCCAGGCUCUGGAUUACCAGUGGGAUCCAGAGGGCAUCGGACUCAGUAUUGUGUACUGGACAGUUCUGGGCCGAGGCUCUCAGUUUGGCUCUAUCAAGCGGGCCUACAUGACCACUUUCAAUGACAACGGCAAUAACCCAGUGAAGGAGUUGGAUCUGAACCUGAGAUACAUUGCCAACCCUGAUGGCAUCGCUGUGGACUGGAUCGGAGGCCACAUUUACUGGACAGACGCAGGGACCAAUCGAAUUGAAGUGGCAAAGUUAGAUGGUCGCUACAGGAAGUGGUUGAUCCAUACUGACCUGGACCAGCCAGCUGCUAUUGUUGUCAACCCAGCACUCGGACUCAUGUACUGGACAGACUGGGGAAGGAGACCCAGGAUUGAGUCUGCUUGGAUGGACGGACAGCAUAGGCAGGUUCUGUUGGAUGAGGACCUGGGCUGGCCCACUGGACUGGCUCUGGACUACCUGAAUGGAGACAGGAUCUACUGGUGUGACUCCAAAGAGAACAUCAUAGAGUCCAUGAAGCCGGACGGCACCGAGAGGAAGAUCAUCAUGUCUGGAGAUAUUGGUAAUCCCUACAGCCUGGAUGUCUUUGAGGGCCAUGUGUACUGGACAACCAAGGAGCGGGGUGAAGUCUGGAAGACGGAUAAGUUUGGGAAGGGGGACAAAGUGAAGGUGCUGACCAUCAACCCCUGGCUGACUCAAGUCCGUAUCUACCAGGAGCACAGACACAACCGUUCAGUACCCAACCCCUGUAAGAACAUGUGCAGUCACCUGUGUCUGCUGCGCCCUGGAGGCUACACCUGCACCUGCCCUCAAGGCUCCUCCCUGGUUGGCUUCAACCCCAACGAAUGUGACGCAGCCAUUGAGGCUCCAGUCUUAAUGCCCCUUGCAUGCAGAUGCAUGAACGGAGGGAGCUGCUACACUGACGAAGGGGGCCUGCCCAAGUGCAAGUGUCCAUAUGGCUAUGCAGGGAGUUACUGUGAGAUGGGAAAGUCCAGGGGUGCCCCUGCAGGAACAGCAGUUGCCGUACUUUUAGCAGUGAUUAUCAUCCUCAUCACUGGAGCGUUGGCUGUUGGGGUUUUCCUCAACUACAAACGAACUGGCUCCUUAAUCCCAUCCAUGCCCAAACUACCCAGCCUAAGCAGUCUGGUGAAAUCGGGUGACACUGGGAACGGGGUGACGUUUCGUUCGGGUGACAAUGUCACCAUGGAUCUGGGACCUCCACCCAUCGGGGUUUCAUUCAUUGACAGGGCCAUGCAGUUGGAUGACAACUUUGCCGUGGAAGCGGGGAGGCAGCCAAUCACAUUUGAGAACCCUCUGUAUGGCACUGCAGCGGCUGGAUCGUCUAGUGAGCCUGCUGUCAUCCACGCCACACAGGUGACUGUUACUGUUAGCGGUGAGCAGAUAGAGAAGAACCUCACAAACCCAGCGUACCAUACAGAUCAGAUUGUGUGCACCGUGGACAGUUCCACAGCCAGAGCCAAGCCUGUUCAGGAGUCCAGGUGGAGCUUCUUCAAAAGAAAAUUUAAGCCAAGCACAACUUUUGAAAACCCUACCUACUCAGAGAUGCAGAAUGAAAAAGCAGUAGGAAGCAAUGAGGACAGUUCCUCCACUGACCCCUCUCCCUUUGCCCCAACCGCCAAACCCUUCAAGAGGGAUCGUCCCAGCACCUACUCACCAACUGAGGACACUUUCCGAGACACAGCGAACCUUGUUAAAGAGGACAGCGAUGUGUAGUCCCGUUUCCCACAGAUGGGAAUCAAAGACACACUCUCCUUUGCACAGAAUCUAUUUUUAUAUGCAGCCUGUGUAAAAAAAAAAAAAAAAUAAAAAACGAAGAUUGUUUUGAGAAAAGAAAUUAGACAAACGUUUCUUUAGCAUACAGAAAAGAGGUCUGUCGUGACUAUGCCUUCGGAUAUUUCUGAUGCCAAUUCUUGUUUCCUGAUUUUUUUUAUUGUGAUGUAAUAUAUGUAUAUCUUUGCACUGAAGCUGCUGAUAGAAAUGUUAUAAAUAUGUUGUACAUUUGUAAAUUUGAAGAGUAAGAUUUUUGUCGAUAAUAUUCUCUGGCUGUUGGAAGUAGAUGAACUUAUCGAUAGUGCUUCAUAAACAAAGUAACAGGUAACAUAACAGGUGAAGUGCAUUGUGAAUGUACAGUAGAUAUAUCGCAUUAGGACAAUGUUUUGAAAGGAUAACUAACUAUUUUUGCCACUGAACCAAACUGAAGAUGUAUGCAUUUUAUCUUGCAUGUUUUUAUAUACCUCAUUUCAGGGAGCAAAACAAACACAAACUGAUCCAAUUACCUUAGCUAUUCUAAAUCUAUAGAUGCUGUAAAAAGAAAACUAUCAAAAUUCUGAAUAUCUCGAAGAACUAGUAUGCUAAGCAUAUUUACAUGGUACUUACGUUCAAACUUGUAAAAACAAUUCCCUGACUUUUUUUGGCAUAUAUAAAUCAAAACUAUCAUAUUUAGGUAAGACUUUUUCAUGAAUAAUGAUGGCCUCUUUUUAAAAUUAAUUUGGAACAAUACUUGAAUAUGCCAAUGAUUUUAAUGUGUGAAGAUGUAAAAUUUUGGACAUCUCUAGUGACUCUGGAGCUGGUAGAGUCCAAGAGCAUUUGGAGAUACAUAAUUUGAAGAAAUUAGGAAUCUGACUGUCAUUUUCUAAACAUGGGUUAUACAUCGUGUGCUCUUAGAUUGAUUGUUUUAUAUUGUGAUGAAAAUGACAAAUAAAGACUGUAUCAAUGAUCAUUCUAAAUAUGCUCAAAUGGUUUUCUAGCUAGCAAAGUGGGAGACGAAAUUUAUGCUGCUGAGACGUAAAAUUAAUAAAUGUUUUUUUUUUUACAAUCUCAA